AUGUGGCUGCUCCUGCUCCUCAUGGCCUUUCUCCUGUCCCCAAGGGCUCGGGCAGGGCAGAUCAUCGGAGGCCGAGAGGCCAGGCCCCAUUCCCGCCCCUACAUGGCAUUUCUUCAGAUCCAAACUCCAGUAGGUCGGAAAGCUUGUGGGGGGUUCCUGGUGCGUGAAGACUUCGUGAUGACAGCAGCUCACUGCUUGGGAAGCCAAAUAAAUGUCAUCCUGGGGGCUCAUAACAUCAGGACUUUGGAAAGCACCCAGCAGCACAUCCCUGUGCUCAGAUCCAUCCCCCACCCCGGACACACUCAGCAGAACAAGAGGAAUGACAUCAUGUUACUGCAGCUGGCGAACAGAGUCCAGCGUAAUCGAUUUGUGAGGCCGGUGCCUCUGCCUCAGACUCAAAACAGGCUGAGACCUGGGACCCAGUGCACCGUGGCCGGCUGGGGCCUGACUGGCCUGAACACGAGAACAGACACACUCCAGUAUGUGCAGCUGAGGCUGCAGAGGGAUAGGGUGUGCAGCAGACGCUUCAUGUUAUACGAUGGCCGGACACAGAUUUGUGUGGGGGACCCGAGACAGAGGAAGUCUGCCUUUCAGGGGGACUCCGGUGGCCCCCUCGUGUGUAGCAAUGUGGCCCAGGGCGUUGUCUCCUACGGAGACAGGGUGGGGACCCCUCCAGCAGUCUUCACCAGAAUUUCCAGCUUCCUGCCCUGGAUAAGGAGAACAAUGAGACGCUUCCAAGAGCGGAGACCAGAGUGA
Molecule: messenger RNA, 756 nt
Organism: Budorcas taxicolor (takin)
Lineage: Eukaryota; Metazoa; Chordata; Mammalia; Artiodactyla; Bovidae
Product: cathepsin G-like
Exons: 5
Coding region: 1-756 (251 amino acids)
Biological process (GO): proteolysis
Cellular component (GO): intracellular membrane-bounded organelle; cytoplasm
Molecular function (GO): serine-type endopeptidase activity
Source: RefSeq, a predicted model, not a curated record